This is a messenger RNA of Ricinus communis (castor bean), 3227 nucleotides long. RefSeq lists its product as uncharacterized. Lineage: Eukaryota; Viridiplantae; Streptophyta; Magnoliopsida; Malpighiales; Euphorbiaceae. Gene Ontology annotation, molecular function: histone H3K4 methyltransferase activity; histone binding; transcription coactivator activity. Bases 129 to 2741 code for a protein of 870 amino acids. The record is from RefSeq and is a predicted model, not a curated record. The transcript is spliced from 13 exons. Gene Ontology annotation, cellular component: MLL3/4 complex. Gene Ontology annotation, biological process: positive regulation of transcription by RNA polymerase II.
UUCUCUUUAAUUUUAAAUUUAAUUAUUAAUUAAAAAGAAAAAGAGCGAUCUCGAAAAUUCUAAAUCCCCUCUUUCUAAAUUUUAUUUUUAAAUUUUUAUUUCUUUUUUUUCCAAAAUCCCCAUUCACUAUGGCCUUUCACGUAGCUUGCCCAAUUACAUGCCGUCGGAUUUGCUACUGCGCGCUAGGGUUUCCGAGAGAUCUCCAGAACGCGAAAUCGAAGGCGGAGUUUCUGUUAGAAGUUUCGAGAAUCGAGGAGUUCUUGAAAGAUCCUUUUCGAAUUAGGGAUUUUGACGAUUCCUCUUCCACUGUUCAGGUUCUUGUUCCUAAGGUUUUACCGGUUCCGGCGCCGCCGCCGCCUGCUCCGUCGUUGUCGUCGUCGCUCGCUGCUGUUCCUGCCGUAGGAGAAGAUGGCGGCGGCGGCGGGGGGUUGGGAGAGGAGGCGUCGGCUCAUACUAAGCGCGUUGCGCUUCAGAAAAAGGCUGCGGCUGCUAUGGUUGCUGCUGAGGAUUAUGCCAGACGGUUUGAGUCUGGUGAUAUGGCGGUUGCCACAAAAGAUGUUGCUGGACAUGAGCAAGGUCUGUCCAAUGCGAAUGUAAUGUGCCGAAUGUGCUUUUUGGGUGAAGCAGAAGGAAGUGAGAGGGCAAGGAGGAUGCUUUCAUGCAAAAGUUGUGGCAAGAAGUAUCACAGGAGCUGUUUGAAAUCUUGGGCUCAACAUAGAGAUUUAUUUCACUGGAGUUCAUGGACAUGUCCUUCUUGCCGAAUAUGUGAGAUAUGCCGAAGAACGGGAGAUCCAAAUAAAUUCAUGUUCUGCAAAAGGUGUGAUGGUGCAUACCAUUGUUAUUGCCAGCAUCCUCCACACAAGAAUGUGAGUUCUGGACCAUACUUGUGCCCGAAACAUACAAGGUGUCAUAGUUGUGGGUCUUCUGUACCAGGAAAUGGCCUAAGUGUGAGGUGGUUUCUGGGAUACACUUGCUGUGAUGCCUGUGGAAGAUUGUUUGUGAAGGGAAAUUAUUGCCCUGUGUGUCUGAAGGUUUACAGAGAUUCAGAAUCGACACCAAUGGUUUGUUGUGAUAUUUGCCAGCGGUGGGUGCACUGUAGUUGUGAUGGCAUCAGUGAUGAAAAAUAUUUACAGUUUCAAGUGGAUGGAAAUCUGCAGUACAAAUGUGCCACAUGCCGUGGAGAGUGCUACCAGGUAAAGGAUCAUGAAGAUGCUGUUCAAGAGCUCUGGAGGAGACGAGAUGAAGCUGAUAGAGGUUUAAUUGCAAGCUUGAGGGCUGCUGCUGGGUUGCCAACUCAGGAAGAUAUUUUUUCUAUUUCACCCUACUCUGAUGACGAAGAAAAUGGUCCCAUGAUGCUCAAGAAUGAAUUUGGACGUUCUUUAAAGCUCUCUCUCAAAGGGUUAGUUGACAAGUCUCCAAAGAAGAACAAGGAAUAUGUAAAAAAACCUUCAUAUAAGAAAUUUGCUAACAGAAAAGGAUUAAAUAGGACAGAGUCACAUCAGCAUGAGAUUCAAUCUUUAGGACACAGUUCGGAUGAUAACAAAAAUGACAAUUUGGAGUCUCAUGAUAAAGGAAGACCAGGUGUAUAUUCUUCUUCUAUUGCAGGAGUUGUGAACCAUGCUGAAGGAAACUGUUCUGUUAAUCAGACUGGGGUUUUGAAACACAAAUAUGUUGACGAGGUGAUGGUGAGUGAUGGGGAACGGACAUCUAGGAUUGUUAGACUGAAGAAUAAGAAGCCUCAUGAUUUGGAUAGCGGGGAUGAUGCUGAAAAACAUGCUAUCAAAUUUAAAUCUGUGAAGGCCAAGAAGCUGGUUAUUAAUCUAGGUGCUCGAAAAAUAAAUGUAACCAAUUCUCAUAGAUCUGAUGCAUCCAGCUGCCAAAGAGAUCAAGAUAUGACAACUCCCAAUGGCAGUGAAGAUACAGGCCAACAUCUAAUGAGUGACAGGUUCGUGGGGGAUAGACAUGAAGGCAAUGCUAGAUUUGGUGAUGGAGAUACAGUUGAUCACUCUGUCCAAAUAAGAAGUUUGAAGUUUCCUCGGAGGGAAGGAAAUUUUAUCAAGUUCGGAAAAGUGAAAAAUGAAACUUCUAACUUAAAUCCCAAAUUUCAGACAGGGAGUGAUGCUGAUGGUGAAAAAAUGGUUUCGGUUUCAUCAAGUAAAAGAAGCAUUGAUGGAUGUGGGACAGCUGUUGGGCCUGUAGAUGAAGUCCCCACAUUAAGAAGUGAUAAGGUGUCUAUAGGGAAGCAACUAGAAGUCAGGUCUGAGACACAUGCUGAAAGCAAUGAUGAUUCUGGUGAUGCAUCUUUGCCAAAAGACUCCAAAAUUUCACUGAAGUUAAAGAUUAAAAAUCCUAAUCUUUUAAACCAAUAUUCUCGAAAGCCUCCACCUGAGGAAGAAAAGAGUUCCAUAAGGGGCCAAAGGUCAAAAAGAAAGAGACCGUCAAGCUUUAUGGACAAAUCACUUUUUAAUGAAAAUGAAGAUAUCACUCAAGCACACCAAGAUAGUGAGAUGCUGGAAGCUAGUUGGAUAUUGAAAAAGUUGGGUAAAGAUGCAAUUGGAAAGAGAGUUGAAGUUCACCAGCCAUCUGACAAUUCAUGGCAUAAGGGAGUGGUCUCUGACACUGUUGAAGGCACAUCGAUGAUAUCAGUCACUCUGGAUGACAGUAGAGUAAAAACCUUACAACUUGGGAAGCAAGCGGUCCGCUUUGUUCCUCAAAAGCAAAAGAGGUCACGUGAAGGUUGAAGCUGUUUCCCCGGUUGCUGAUUAUCAUCACAUCUGGAGACUUCUUCCAUAUUAGAGGUGAAGCAGCAGUCUCCAUGUACAAGGACCGAAGAUAUUAAAGUAUGUUCGGUUGUUGCUUGUAAAUUGUAACGCUGCUGUUUUUUCGAAAAGCAUUGUCUAUUGGGGCUGGUCGCUAAUUUAUAUGAAGAAAUGAUCCUGGUAAACCAGGGAUUACUUUGAAGGGAGCAUUCGUUCUUUAUUCUUCUUUCUUUUUCAUCCUUCCCAUUCUCCACAACAUGUAUUUGGAUACACAUUUGAUUUAGACAUAUAGGUGUAGUUUUUUUUUGUUUCUUUUCUUAGUAUUUGCUUGGCUGUAUUGAGGCAUCUAGGUAAAUAUGCAUGCCUUAGUGUUGAGGAUCAGUGAAUAGCAAGUGGCAUUUGCCUUGUUAAUUGUAGUUAGAAACUUACUUAAUUGAGUCAAUUGGGGCUAGGCCUCUGUUUUCCAAA